This is a messenger RNA of Penicillium cinerascens, 1356 nucleotides long. RefSeq lists its product as uncharacterized. Bases 1 to 1356 code for a protein of 451 amino acids. The record is from RefSeq and is a predicted model, not a curated record. Lineage: Eukaryota; Fungi; Ascomycota; Eurotiomycetes; Eurotiales; Aspergillaceae. The transcript is spliced from 2 exons.
AUGUCGACCGCAGUUGCACCCGCGGUGGCCCCGUUGUCCUCAUCACAUACCACCCGCGAUCCCAGCCCGAAGAACUGCCCGACCUUGGCUCCUCCCGCCCCCGCGAAUUCCUCUCCCUCUCGUAUGUCUAUCAGCUCGCAAGAUGGUGCCUCUAAAGGCACCCCCGAGAACAAAGAUCCCUCGUCUCCCUCUGGCAGCACGGGUGCUAGAAUAACCGUCAAGAAGGAGCCGCCUUCGUCACCGCGCAUGGGGAGUAGUCGGCCCCGACCGCGCAAGUUGGACCUCUCGACCAGUCUUCCGUCCUCGAGCGGUCUUCAGGUGCGCCCUCCGAACGGGCCUAUGACCGCCCGUGAUGGAGUCCGUAUGCAGGACGUCGGCCUGGCGUGCCUGUCGCCGGGCUUCCAAACCCACGAUCCGAUCAUGCGGGAGCAGCUUCAGCGGAGUUUGUCAGUACGCGAUCAGCAGCGAUUAAUAAUCGAGGCGCGACUACAAAAGUCAGCCAAGGAUGAGGGUCCCGACGGAACCAAGCCUUCCGAGUCGGGCUUCAUGGGCAUGCCCAAGAGCGGUUCUAAGCGCCGAGCUCCUCCAGGUCUAUCGAUUGUUCCUCCCUCUGCGUCGCAGUUCGCCAACGAGCGCGUGAUUCAGUCCGCUCCGCUGAACCAGACGUUCACCGGCCGAUACCAGCCCCAGCCAUUGACACGGCACGUCGUCAACCAGAGCCCGACUCUAGGCUCGACCUCGCACAUGCACCAGCUCCCGGCCACCCAGACAAACAACCGCCUUCCCCCCUCUCCGACGUUUUUGGACAGGACGCAUUGGGUCCACGGGAUCGCGAUCCCAACCGUUCCGUCCAACCUGGCCCCCAUGCCCUCUCCUGGACUUCCCGGCAGCAUGUCUCACACCCCCAGUCGACCUCGUGAGUACCGUUCAGCCGAAGAGGCGGUACAGGACAUGUCAGGUGGACGGGAAGAACUGCUUCCUCGGAUCGUGCACUAUGGAGGCCACCAACCACCCACCCCGCCCUCACCUCAGACUAUCCAUGCUGCUCCCAAAACAGCCCCUCUAGUCAGCGAGGGAAUGCCUCCCAGUGCACCCCUGGCUCCUACGUUCGGUUUUGGUUCCACGGAUACGACCUCGCGACGUCGCCCGCGAAGCGAGUAUGAGACCGACAACGGGAGCCCGCCGUUGGGCCACGGCCCUAAUCAUCACCGGCCCAAUCCUGCUACGAAUCCAGGCUUCAAUGCAGUGCCUCAAGGCCCCUUCGGUGCUGGGAGAGAUUCACCAGAAACCCAGCGGCGAAAGAAGGAAGAAUUCCUCGGUCUUUGCGCUCGGGCUUGGGAUCUAUUCCACUCGUGA